GACUUUUUUGUCAUUUGACUAUCAUCUAGGGUUUCUAUAAAAAGCUGGAGGAAGCCGAUCGGGCGACUUAUUAGUGCGGCGCAACUCUAGGGUUUCUUAUCCGGCUGUCGAAGCUACGCAGUUGAUAUAUUUUUUCUUCCUCUGCAGAAGGGAUCAUGUCGGGAAGAAAGAAGACAAAGGAGCCUAAAGAGGAAACUGUGACCCUUGGACCUAAAGUACGUGAUGGGGAGAUUGUGUUCGGUGUUGCUCACAUCUUUGCAUCUUUCAAUGACACUUUCAUCCACGUCACUGAUUUAUCUGGAAGGGAAACGCUUGUACGAAUUACAGGCGGAAUGAAAGUCAAAGCUGAUCGGGAUGAAUCGUCACCAUAUGCAGCUAUGCUUGCAGCACAGGAUGUUGCACAACGAUGCAAGGAACUUGGUAUUUCUGCUUUGCAUAUUAAGCUCAGGGCCACCGGGGGGAAUAAAACCAAAACUCCAGGCCCUGGUGCUCAAUCUGCUCUCAGGGCUCUUGCACGCUCUGGAAUGAAAAUUGGGCGCAUUGAGGAUGUUACUCCAAUUCCAACUGACAGCACCCGUAGAAAGGGCGGUAGAAGGGGGAGGAGACUAUAAUGGAUGCAUUUGUCUGUCAAACCUUCUUCUGCUUUAGUGAAGAAUCGUUGAAGAGGGGAUAUGAUAAUCUAAUAGUAAGAAUUUUGCUGAUUGUAGCUUGUUCUUGUUUCAUUGCUUUGUGAGACUUUCUAUUGUAUUCAGGACAUUCGAAGUUCUUAAGAUUUUCUUCUUGUUCUGAAUAAGAAUUUUUAAAGACCAGACUUUUGAAUAUUUGAUGUUGUUGAUGGGGUUUGCUAUUGAUGGGUUAAAA
Dendrobium catenatum is the source of this 861-nucleotide messenger RNA. Its product is annotated as 40S ribosomal protein S14. Gene Ontology annotation, molecular function: structural constituent of ribosome; small ribosomal subunit rRNA binding; mRNA 5'-UTR binding. The transcript has 6 exons. Bases 156 to 611 code for a protein of 151 amino acids. NCBI's taxonomy places the organism in Eukaryota, Viridiplantae, Streptophyta, Magnoliopsida, Asparagales, Orchidaceae. Gene Ontology annotation, cellular component: cytosolic small ribosomal subunit; ribosome. The record is from RefSeq and is a predicted model, not a curated record. Gene Ontology annotation, biological process: maturation of SSU-rRNA from tricistronic rRNA transcript (SSU-rRNA, 5.8S rRNA, LSU-rRNA); translation; ribosomal small subunit assembly.